UGCGACGGGCGGCACUACCCGCGGGCCAUGCCAGAUAGCCCACAGUGCCCCUGUUCGUUUCAGGUGUCCCGAGGGAUGCUCCUGGAGCUGCUAACGACGCCGCUGGGGCAGUUGGACGCCGAGACCAGGCUCGAGGUAAUGCGCUUCGCCCAGGUGCUGCAGUUCAAACCGGUGUGCCUGCGGCUCAGGCGCUUAGUCGUGGUGAACAGGGAGUUGAGCGUGGCCGCCGCCGCCACCGUGACGACGUACAUCGUGGUGCUCGCGCAGCUCGCGCUCAGCAUGUCCGUGCAGGAGGACCAGGAGGCCCAGUCGCUGUUCUGAGACUCUGAGUCAGGUUGACUCGGCUUUCGGCGUGUUUUGGACGCGGCCUUGGCCGCCCGGCGCCGACUCGCUGACCCCGUUCGACGCGCAGUGCGCGUUAUUCGACGGCGAAUUAUUUAUAGGCCGCUGCGCUCGCCCCGCUCCUUUGCGGAUGUCAUCGAGGCGCUGUUCUGCAAAUAGCGACCCAAUUCCCGCGGACGGGCGUAGCGCCGUCUCUCCCGCCCCGCGGACAGUCCCUACAGUGGACGGCCGGACGCGCGCGCCUUUCGAAGCGACGCGCUAAUCAGAGCAGUGCGAAUAGUGAUAAUGAAUGGCACUGGCGGCGCGGAGGGCCAGAAGCCAGACAGACAGAUGUGAUGACAGUCCCCAAGCUUAUCGGUCGAAGCCUCGUUGUCUCUGCCGCGCCGGCCGGGUUGCCUUCUGGUUGUUUUCCCUUCCCUCGAGAGUCGAGAGAAGGAAGAGGGAAACCCAGAAACACAGGGUCGUGCUGCCAAUAGCGGACUGCGGACUGGCAAUAAUGCAUCCGCCGAGGAAAAAGGAAAACACAUGUUCGACAAACGACAGUCGCUGGUGUGACCAGCACCACUUGGCCAGGGGAGGAUUCGGGCCAAAUCGAUGCAAUGACAGGUUUCAGUAAUUUUCAGCCCAAAAAUGUGCUUUGAAUUGAACUGCUGACUUGAAAACGGGCUCUAACUGUUCGUGAGUCGCCCGCCUGUACUCGUCGAGUUGUGUGGUGUUGAACGAUCGCCCAGGCAGUCUGUUUGUUCAAAGAUGAUUUGAUAAACAAAGAAGGACGCAAGACCGUUCUGCCUCUAGUUACCCUGAAGUUAUUCUGUUAUCUCGCGCUUCACAAUGACUGAUGGAGAGAGACAAUGUUCAGCAGCCGCUGCUUUUAUGAGUAUCUCAUACCCUUGCUUUGUCAAUAUUUUCUAUGUGUGAACGGCCAUUGUGGAUCUGAGAGCACCAAUUUGUCAAUUGGGUCCAGUGUGGGUUCAUCAGGAGGAAAUCGGUGGAAAACCUUCUCAUGACUGGACAAGAUGUAAUUGGGUCUUCACUAACUUUUAGCACCAUGACACUUCCAAGUCUGCCUUUGCAAGGUCCAAGUCAGGGUUUGCAGAGUCAAACCACAGGAGAAUCCAGCCCUAAUCCAAGUCCUCAGCCGAGUCCUCGACCAUCACCUCGUCAGCAACAUAAGAGAGAUAACCAAAAGUCAGACUCUGGAUCUAACACUAAAGAGUCCAGUCCUGCAACUGACAGAAUUGAUGUGAGCAACACUGAACUGGUUCACUCACUUGAAAAAGUCCUUGGUCAAAGUGACAGGAGAUCUGUGGGUUCUUCCUCUCAAGCAAGCUCAAACUCAGCUUCUAGUGGAAAAACAGGCAAACUCAGCAGUGGAUCAAGUUUGGACUUGAGGAAAAGUUCUCGUUCCGUUUCUCGCUCUUGCUCCUCUACAAGUGAUACAUCUUAUCAUACUACUGAGGACAAUGUUAGUAGAGGAUCUGACUCGAGUCAGGCAGAUAUAAGCCGUAGUGUGAGUCACGAGAGUGGGAAAGAAAGGAAAGAAUCAAGAGGAUCUGAUCGCUCAAAAAAGAAGUCAUCUUGGUACAAUAUUCUUUACCCAACGUAUAAAUCCAGAAGUAAAGAUUUCAACAGAAUUUUUAAAGAUGUUCCUCCAGAAGAAAGACUUAUUGUUGAUUAUUCCUGUGCUGUUGCCAAAGAAAUCCUCAUUCAUGGACGUUUGUAUGUUUCACAAAACUUUCUAUGUUUUUAUGCUAAUAUUUUCCGCUGGGAAACAUUGAUUUGUCUACGCUGGAAGGAUGUCACUGCAAUCACCAAAGAAAAAACAGCUCUUGUUAUUCCAAAUGCCAUAUUAGUCUGUACAGAAACUGAAAAGCUAUUUUUCACCUCUUUUGGUGCUAGGGACAAAGCAUACCUUAUGUUGUUUCGCGUUUGGCAAAAUGCUCUUAUGGGCCAACAAAUGUCAAUGCAGGAGAUGUGGCAGUGGGUGCAUGCUUGCUACGGGCAGGAGUUGGGUCUAACAAGUGAGGAUGAAGACUACAUUGAGCCUUUGCCCAUGGUAGAAGGAACUUCAAGACUUUCCAUGGAAUCAUUUUCUGAGGAUGGUUUAGUGACACCAGAGGAUUCUCUUCGUGCGGAGGACCUGAAGUCCCAUAUUACCUCUCCAGUUUCAAUAUCUGAUUUAGGGAAUGUAGAGAAAAGUGGAACUGUCCCUUCCAUCCAAACCACUCAACCAACUCCUCCGUUGUCAACUCCAUCGUCUGUAACAUCCCCAAACAACCUCUGUGUUAAUAAUCCUGAUACCCAACUUGAAACAGACAUGAGUGAUACUACUGAAUCAGAAGCUGACAAAGUACCUGAUCUCUUGGGUAUCUCUGGUGGAUCUGGUCAAUGUACAUCUCAGCAUGAGGGCAGACAGAUGCUCCGAGUUGUUCUGCCAGUUUCUGUAGAUCAGUUAUUUACUCUCCUGUUCACAAAUUCAAAGUUUUUUGUGGAUUUUCAUGUAUCACGAAAUUCAUCAAAUAUUAAGCCAUCUCCAUGGACUCAAAAUGCAAAGAAUGAACGGCUACGUACUUUGUGUCUUACUGUCAACAUAAACCAGGCAGUUGUGGGAAGAAGACAAUCUCAAAUCACAGAAAGCCAGGUCAUGUUAAAGUGUAGCAAACCUGGCAAAAUGUAUGCAAUUGAGUCUGAGUCUCAAAAUGCUGGAAUCCCUUAUGCUGAUUCUUUUGUAAUAAUAACACACUAUUGCCUCAACAAAGUCAGUGAGACAGAAUCUUCUAUAAUGGUGUUCUCUGACAUAAAGUACAAAAAAUCUGUUUGGGUUGUGAAGGGAUUUAUUGAGAAACACACAUGGGCUGGCUUAGAAGAGUUUUAUUCUUCACUAGACAAGGCGCUCCAAGCAGAAUGUUGUGUAGAUGAAGAAUUGAUUGCCGAGGAAGAAGUGGAAGUUCCUCCCAAAGUAAGGCGGCGUAUUCGAGGCUCAGCUCGUCGACUUUCUUCAACCCGACACGCUGAUGAAGCUAUGGUGCCAAGAUCUCGCUCUUCCACUGGAAGGCGUUCUCUACCUCGGGGCUCAGUUGGAGCUACAGAAAAUUGCUUUGACAGUGUUAAUUCAAGGCAAGUUGUUAGUUCAAGAUCAAACAGUGUGGAACCAGUUAACAUAGUAAUUUUGGGAAUACUUGUAUUGCUUCUCCUCAUGAAUGGAGCAUUGUAUUAUAAACUGCUGUGUUUCGAGCGUUGGUCAGCUGUUGAUCCUAUUCCUGUCAGCUUGAAUGAAGAUGUACAGUCAUUGAGCAAAAAUCCUCCUACCACCCAAGAGGAAUGGAUGCAUCUGGUACGAAAACAAGAGGCUCUGCAUACUUUAGAAAUGCAAAAAUGGCAAAAAAUAUUACAAACUUCAGUGAUUCUUCUCAGAGAGACAGAGGAUUCUCUGAAAGAACUUCAAUUAACCAUACAGCCAAGAGUGAAACACAAACUUACAUCAGCUAUUAAGGAGCUCACAAACAAUAUUGAUGCAAAUGAUCACAGUAAUUCAUAGCAGUGAAAUUUAUAAAUUCAUAGAAAUGUACCUUAUUACAUGAAUUUAUAAUAAUAGAUUAGAUUAAAUGUGAUAGCUUCAGCAAUUUUUAGGAACUAUUUUGAAUGCCUUACUACAAGUUUCUGUCAUUGGAUUUUUGAAGCAUCUGUUCAAAUCUCAUUUGCUAGAAGCUCAGGGGGCUUCUUUAGAGCAGUAGAUCUUUUUCAACAUACUUCAUUAGUGUAUUUGAUUUCACUUACUCUGCAAGUAUUUGUUCAAAUUAAAAAAUUUUCAAUUUUUGUACGUACUGAUGGCAGUUGCCUAUUUAUCUGCUGUAACAGUUCUCAAAGAAGCUGAGAGUCUUCUUCCUCUCUCGGCAUGUUGUCUUGCCUUUGUAAUAGAUUUGGUGCUGUAACACUGCUCAUUUGCUCUUAUGAAGUUAAUGUAUGUCUUAGAUAUAUGAUGCCAAUGGCAACCUGAACUUCACAUGUCAGGAACUGAGGUAGUUAAUUUUGAAGAUCAGUUCCUAAUGAAGUAUAUGUAUUUUAUGUAGAGCAAUUUGCAGCCAGUCAAAGCUGAUCUUCCUCCUGUUUUUAGGAAGUUGGAGCAGCGGAAGUGGUCCUGCCAUUUGCUAUGUACUAAAAUAGUACACCUGUUGAAUAAUCUGUAUUUGUUAUGUGCAUGUAUCAGUAUCUAUAUUUGAAGAUAUUGUUAAGUACAAAUAUAAUUUUAUUGUUGAACUGUUUUUUCAAAAUGGUUUUGUGGAAGAUUUCUUUUUGUAGUAAUUUGUUGAGUUCCAAGUUCAUUGGAGCAGCCCAUUGCAAUUUUGAUAGUCUUGUAAAUAAGUGGAGUGUAGGUGAAGCCGUUUUGUCAUGUUUUUAUUUAACUAUUUCUUUGUUGCAACUGACCACAUCUUGCAGGAUUGUUUUCAUUAUUGCAAGAUCUUAUCUAUUUGUUGUUUUUUUUUCAUUGGUGUCCUUUAUUGUACUUGCUUGUUAUAUUUUAGAUGUCAAAUCUCGGGAUUUCCAUAAUUGUUAUCAGCUACUUUCGUGUUGGGAGUCUUGAUCAGUUUAGCUUGUGCUCAGCUCAAGUUGGUUAAAAAGGGGGAUAAAAUUCAUAUCAUUCUUUUUAUUGGGGCUAAUCACUAAUUUAUUGCUGCCUGGUUUCCCUUUUGUAUAAUAAUCACUACCACAUUUAGUGACACGCUUAAAGGGGACCAUCUAUUUCAUCAAUCAUUUAAGGAAAGAGUUGCUUUUCAUCAAGCUUUUUAUUGCCCCAGUAACAGUGGUUGUUGUUCAGCUGGAGACAUUUAUCAAUAAAAUCUGAUCAAGUUAGUUAAUACGUAUAAACUUAAAACUUAUGCUAAAUUUCCUUCAAUUAAUGUAGUAUCUUACUCAUCCCACCAGUUAGGUUACUAUGACCUACAUGUUUUAUUUUAAUGAUAAUGGAAUGUUCGAGUUUAUGAAGGGACAACCUGGACUGUUUCUAAAAGCUUGUGAAGCGCACACUUUAGAAAUAAAAUGGUGUGCACAAUUUUGUUUGAUGGUAGGACUGGGCAAAUAUCCUGAAUGAAACUCAACUGAUGGGUUAAUUGCGCAUCUCUGCUGUUUAAGUGAUAUCUGUCUGUGGUACAUUGUAUUGUAGCUAGCUUGUGAUUGUUUCUUUUAUCUGUACUUACUAUAACUAGUCUUUACCACUAGUAGGUGCUGAACCAGAAAUGCAAAGUUAAUCUUUAUCUAUUUUGAGCAGAAAUAAAAUGCUGCAACCUGA
Molecule: messenger RNA, 5629 nt
Organism: Thrips palmi
Lineage: Eukaryota; Metazoa; Arthropoda; Insecta; Thysanoptera; Thripidae
Product: protein Aster-B-like
Exons: 20
Coding region: 1346-3880 (844 amino acids)
Biological process (GO): intracellular sterol transport
Cellular component (GO): endoplasmic reticulum-plasma membrane contact site; plasma membrane; endoplasmic reticulum membrane
Molecular function (GO): sterol transfer activity; sterol binding
Source: RefSeq, a predicted model, not a curated record